Nelumbo nucifera (sacred lotus) is the source of this 221-nucleotide messenger RNA. Its product is annotated as bric-a-brac protein. NCBI's taxonomy places the organism in Eukaryota, Viridiplantae, Streptophyta, Magnoliopsida, Proteales, Nelumbonaceae. The record is from RefSeq and is a predicted model, not a curated record.
UAAACCGCGUCAUCAAAUGGUGGGGUGCUUCCCGUCAACGCCGAAGCAGUUGGCAAUGACCAUCGGCUGCUUCGCGGUCGGUGCUUCCCUCUUCGCUAUCGGCGUACAUCUCUCCUACCGAAACAUCGCUCCUCAACAAGCUCGAAUCAAGGCUCGUAACGACUUCGUCAAAGAGCGUCUCAAGAAGAAAUUCGGGAAGUAGUAGUGGUAGACUGGUAAUG